Molecule: messenger RNA, 477 nt
Organism: Prunus avium (sweet cherry)
Lineage: Eukaryota; Viridiplantae; Streptophyta; Magnoliopsida; Rosales; Rosaceae
Product: putative disease resistance protein RGA4
Source: RefSeq, a predicted model, not a curated record
AUGGCUGAUGCGCUCAUUUCCAUACUGCUAGAACGGUUGGCCUCGACAACCUAUGAAUACAUAGAAGGAGGGGUGAAACUUGUUUUGAACGUUAAGGAAGAUGUUGAGAAAUUCACUCGGACUCUCCGAGUUAUUCAAGCUGUGCUUGAGGAUGCAGAGCAACGCCAAGUGACGGAUCAAGCUGUCAAAAUCUGGUUGGAUGAGCUCAAAGAUAUAUCCUACCAGAUGGUGGAUGUGCUGGAUGAGUGGAACACAGACAUUCUCAAACAACAAGUUGAGAAGCAAGAAAGAGAACAAAAUGCUCUUGUUCCCCCCAAUAAGAAGGUACGUUUCUUUAAUUUCUCCCGUUUCUUUUCUUUUGGCAAAGACAGUCGGGAGAUUUUUCGCUGUGAAAUUGCUCGGAAAAUAAAAGAUCUGAAUGAUAAGUUAACUGAGAUUUAUGAGGAAAGAAAAAAGUACCAGUUUCUACGCAAAUAA